Molecule: messenger RNA, 1068 nt
Organism: Zychaea mexicana
Lineage: Eukaryota; Fungi; Mucoromycota; Mucoromycetes; Mucorales; Lichtheimiaceae
Exons: 3
Coding region: 1-927 (308 amino acids)
Source: RefSeq, a predicted model, not a curated record
AUGUCCGUCUUUACUUCGCACCUUAGCACCACUACUCAUACUGUGGUCUUGCUCAACCUGCCUUUGCUCGAGACUGCAUUGGACGCACUUGCAUCACUGGUCAUGUUACCAAUUUGCAUCCAGAGAUUUCGUAUGGCUUUGAACGUCCAGCCAAUGUCUGUCAGCGCUGCUUUUGUUUGUCACGGAUCUGCUUUAACUUUAUGCCCGAUGGUGGCUUGUAAGGAUGUUCCCCGUAGUCAUGUCUGGCUCCUAGGCCAGAACAUCCUUGUUGGUCCUGAGCUGCAGGUGCCUUCUUGGUAUUUGUCCCGGGUCUUCCAGUCUCGGCGCAAUCGUGAGCCAAUGGGUUUGGUCUGCUCCUUGGGCCAAUUGCGUUCUGGUAGUGAGGUGUUCCCUUCCUUGGCUCCUCCUAAGUUGCCACUUUUUGGUCCUACUGGUGGUGUCCUAGAUUUGGGUACCUUUGGUCCUGUUGUCUUUCAGGCUAGUCCUCCUGGUUCUGUUCGGUCUGGUGGUGCUCAGUUGCAGUUCCUGGUGGCUUGCGUCGUUCUGGUCGUUUGGCUGGUGCUCGUGUUCGUCCUUGCUCCGCCUUGGUCCAUGUCACCUCUUGAGGGCUCCUUGGGUGCACCUGAGGUUACUACCACAGGGCAUACCCCUCCUACUCCCUUGGUGUCUCUGCCAAGCUCCCCUAGGUCUGCUCGUUCGGAUUCUAUGUCUCCUGUGACAUCGCCUGGGGUGGACCAUUUGAAGCAACCACAAGACCCUAGGUCUCCUAGUGUUCACCAGCAACAGCAACAGCAAAAUCCAGGUAUCCCUCCCCUCCACAUCAUGUGGACCUCUUCCCUGGUUUACAGGAUCAAGAUCGUUUGGGUCGGCCCUUGGUGUCCUGAUGCUGCCACCUGGUAUGCCGUAUCGCCUGUCUUGGGUCGAUGAUGGUGUGGUUGAUGUAGUUCCUUUGUGAAGUCUAUCUUCAUAGUUUUGAAUAAAAACUUGACAAUUGUCCAAGUUCUUGAGUGGUUCCCAUGUAGCAUCAUGAAUUGGAUAGCCUAACCAUUUGACUAGAUACUCGAUGCG